UGCACCCUCGUCGCUCUCUGUGUGAUGCCUGCCGAGCGCCGCCCGCGUUGCGCCAUUUUGAAAUGCUGGGAGAGGCAGAGGCGAGGGAAAUCUCGAAGUAGAGUGCAAAGUCUAACAUUCGGUGCUUAAGGAUUGUAGCUUACUUUCUUUGGUUUAAAGCAGUUUCGUGCUGUCUAUAGCGACUGGGACGACGACUUGUGUGGUGUUCGGAGUUAGUACGAGCAGCGGUACUACUGGUUUACUACUGGUUUACUCCUCCACUGCUCCUCGGUCAGAACCACCCAUCAGACCCGGGUCAGCAGCUCCAAGUCCAGGGCCCAAGACAGAUACCCUCUGUCUGAGCCGCUCACCAUGGCAGGGGCCGGUGGUGGGAACAGUGAUGUGCAGUGGUGCUUUUCCCAAGUCAAAGGAGCGAUAGAUGAUGAUGUCGCGGAAGCGGACAUCAUAUCUACUGUUGAAUUCAACCACUCCGGGGAGCUACUCGCCACUGGGGACAAGGGGGGCCGUGUUGUCAUCUUUCAGCAGGAGCCAGAGACUAAGAAUCAGCCACAGUGCCGAGGAGAGUACAAUGUUUACAGCACCUUCCAGAGCCAUGAACCUGAAUUUGACUACCUAAAGAGCCUGGAGAUCGAGGAGAAGAUCAACAAGAUCCGAUGGCUGCCUCAGAAGAAUGCGGCACAGUUCCUUUUGUCUACAAAUGACAAAACCAUAAAGCUGUGGAAAAUUAGUGAGCGUGACAAGAGACCAGAGGGCUACAACUUGAAGGAAGAAGAUGGGCGAUACAGAGAUCUCAAUACUGUCACAACACUACGGGUACCAGUAUUCAGGCCCAUGGACUUGAUGGUGGAAGCCAGCCCGAGACGAGUGUUUGCGAAUGCUCACACCUACCAUAUCAACUCCAUCUCCGUCAACAGUGAUUGUGAGACAUACCUGUCUGCGGAUGACCUGCGCAUCAACCUGUGGAAUCUGGAGAUCAACGAUCGCAGCUUUAAUAUUGUUGACAUUAAGCCAGCCAACAUGGAGGAGUUGACGGAGGUGAUCACAGCAGCGGAGUUUCACCCCAACCAAUGUAACACCUUUGUCUACAGCAGCAGCAAGGGCACCAUCCGCCUGUGUGACAUGAGGGCAUCGGCGCUGUGUGACAAGCACACCAAACAGUUUGAAGAGCCAGAGGAUCCAAACAAUCGUUCGUUCUUCUCUGAAAUCAUCUCAUCCAUCUCUGACGUAAAGUUCAGCCACAGUGGACGCUACAUGAUGACCCGAGACUACCUGUCCGUCAAAAUCUGGGAUCUCAAUAUGGAGUCCCGGCCAGUAGAGACAUAUCAGGUGCAUGAAUACCUCAGGAGUAAAUUGUGUUCCCUCUAUGAGAAUGACUGCAUCUUCGACAAGUUUGAAUGCUGUUGGAAUGGGAACGAUAGCGUUGUGAUGACCGGCUCCUACAACAACUUCUUCAGGAUGUUUGAUCGAGGCUAUCGGCAGGACGUGACCCUGGAGGCGUCGCGGGAGAACAGCAAGCCACGCUCUGUCCUGAAACCUCGCAAAGUAAGCACAGGUGGGAAGCGCAAAAAGGACGAGAUCAGUGUAGAUAGUCUGGACUUUAACAAGAAGAUCCUCCACACUGCCUGGCAUCCUCUGGACAACAUCAUUGCUGUGGCCACCACCAACAAUCUCUACAUAUUCCAGGAAAAACUGAACUAGCGUUUUGUUGAGUCGCUCGACG
This is a messenger RNA of Anarrhichthys ocellatus (wolf-eel), 1720 nucleotides long. RefSeq names its product protein phosphatase 2, regulatory subunit B, alpha a (gene ppp2r2aa). The transcript has 10 exons. Gene Ontology annotation, cellular component: protein phosphatase type 2A complex. The record is from RefSeq and is a predicted model, not a curated record. The coding region runs from base 352 to 1698 and encodes 448 amino acids. Gene Ontology annotation, molecular function: protein phosphatase regulator activity; protein binding. Lineage: Eukaryota; Metazoa; Chordata; Actinopteri; Perciformes; Anarhichadidae.